Messenger RNA from Rotaria socialis, 471 nucleotides. Lineage: Eukaryota; Metazoa; Rotifera; Eurotatoria; Philodinida; Philodinidae. The record is from the annotation of a GenBank genome assembly.
AUGCCUUCUAGCAAUUCAAUUUCUGACCAUUUAUUUCGAUUAGACGUGUAUCUUUAUGAAAGAAAUUUACAAGAGGCCACCAAGGAAUUGAACACAAUAAUUGAUUAUCUCCAGAAAAAUAAAACGGAUGAUAUAACAAAAAAAGCACUUGUUUUACAUAUAAUUAAAAGAAUAAACGUCAAUUACGAACUUGAGCAUUAUCAAAAAGUGUUAAAUGACUUUCAAAUGUUAAGUGACCUUGGCGAAGAUCCUAAAAAAACAAAAGGUUUAUUUUUAAUCAAAGAAAAAGCAACGAUGACAGUUUUACUCGAUGAAACGAAUAGACGAUUUGCACAAGCUGUUCUUGAAUAACCAGCACCUCGUACACUGAGACAACGACGGUGGCGUGAUAAUCGUAAAAGUAGACCUUAUCCAACUCAAUUAUCUUCGCUGAUUCCACCUGUUGAACCUAUUGUAAAUAAUUUGUUAUAA